Messenger RNA from Aspergillus nidulans FGSC A4, 1977 nucleotides. RefSeq lists its product as uncharacterized. The record is from RefSeq and is a predicted model, not a curated record. The coding region runs from base 1 to 1977 and encodes 658 amino acids. The transcript has a single exon. NCBI's taxonomy places the organism in Eukaryota, Fungi, Ascomycota, Eurotiomycetes, Eurotiales, Aspergillaceae.
AUGGCCGAUCGAGAGCAUGGUCUGUCGCGCACUCUGCCGAAGGAUUUUACCUACCCUUCUGCUGAACCGAGAACCCCAGAGCGCUCGUCAUUGAUACGGCUGGAUGCACCGCCUCCGCCUCCUAGACAUUCUGCCUCGCGCCUCCGUCCGUCCCGCGUUCGGUCAGGGACCGACCUCUUUGCUCGGGUCAGCCAUGACUUCCCUUUUAGCCCCGUCGCUCCGGAUCUGCCUUUACCCUCUAUUGAGUUUCCUCCUUCUCGUGACGAUACUUCCCAUGGACAUGAGACACUGGUGCCGCCCGAUGACCGUCUUCUCGCACCGCCUCGCGCUCGGGUAGCCCUAAAAACCCCGCCGGCCCAGAUCCGCCCAGACCCAAUUGAAGCGGAGUCGAACUCAUGGUCCACUUGGAAUCCCGGGACUUAUGGAGAUGAGAUUGAACGGCCCAGCUCGGCAUGCUCCAAUGCCUCCGACUCUUCAGUUUCGUCAAGCGAAACAAUUAGCUCUCGACAGUCGGUUGGUGGAAGCUGUACGAGUACCGAAAGUGAUCACUAUGAUCCUUUUUUCCAUAUCGAGCUUACUCCGAAGCGGACGACUGAUUCUUCACCGCUACUCGCCCAAAAGAAACAGCAAAAACAGACAAAAACACGAGAACGAUGGACAUUGGAUAUGGACAACCAUCUAUGGAAUACCUACCAGCUAUAUAUCCAAGACCCCACAAUUACACCCUUCAAAAUGACUCCAGGCAGUAUCCCGCCUCUCGGUGUUACCCAUAGAGUGGCACGGCAAGCAAAAAGAACCUGGGAAAGAAAAUCGACCCGGCUUGACAAGCAAUUCAUCUCUGGGGAUACUUCGCCCGGGAGCGGCGAAUCAACUCCCACAGCAAAAGAUCAUGCGCCAAAGCCAUCGUGGCCCAAGUCGGAAGCCUCAACCCGACGACGGCUUAAAUAUCUGAGCAAGAGGAAGUUCUCUAUUGCUCCCCACUACCAGAGGAUGAUGCAGUCCCGGAGCCCGGAACCGUUCCCAGAUCUGUUCUCGCAACCUUCCGACGUAACGCCGGCAGCGAGCGCCCCUGUCAACACCUCAGCUGCCUAUGCGACCCGAGAUCUGGGCGUUUCGCUCGUAUCAAGCUCCGUUCCUGGUCCAUUGGCUCAACUAGCAGCCCAAGAUCCGCUGCCACCAAGUGCUGCUGUUAUUCCUCGACCACAAAUCCCCGGUAGCCCUCAACCUGAUUUGGGAGACCCGCUGCCAACAAAGUCAUCUAGUAUCGACGGAACCGAGGUACCCAGACUGGGAUCCCCAUUCUCGUACCAUACCUGGGGCCCGAACAAUGUUAGGAAAAGAAACCAGCGCCAUACCCCUAGAGCCCGACGUGAGACAAUACAUGUUACAGGCUCACGUUUGCGAUCUCCCCCCCGAAUGGACCCUCUUGUCAACUUUGCUGAUAGCAACGGCUCGAGCUCUAAUGUACCCACCGAGUCACCAGCAGAGGAAGAGACUCGUCGCAAUUUAGAAGAGCUCUUCCGUCAGGGGAAGCUUAACGAUCUUGGUCACCGUCGUGUUCGAAUACGAAACCGCGGAGCAACCACCAGUGCAGCAGUUACGCCCAAGAGUCUCGACCAGCUGUUCUCCCCUCCUUCGUCUUCAUCUCGUAGUGAAGAAACCCCUGCGCCUGAGAAACCAAUGCCAAAUCCGGUCGCUAGUUUGAGCGGUGAGCAUAUAAAACGAUUGGGCUCUCCUUUUAAAAUGGAAGGUUACAGACGCACCGCGCCCCCAGGCAGGAUCUCAAGACAUGCGCCCUCUCUCUCCGAUCCCUUUGCUAGUGGUGCGCUUCCUCGGUUCCGGUCAUUGAACCAGCAUGCGCCCUCUCGAAGUCAAGCUUCUGCGAGUGGGCUCCCGUAUGACGCGACGGAGGCAGGCAUUUCGGACGCCGAGCGCAUCCGAAGACAGAUUCUGAAUAUGUCUUACAUAAGGCAAUAA